GCGCAUGCGCUCAAAUGGAGACGGCGGCACCAGCCCGGGCGAAGGGUGAGACGGUGGCCGAGAGGGCACGGGAGGCGGACGGUGGCCGAUGAGGUCGGGUAUGGAGCACCUGGAGCGCUGCGCGUGGUUUCUCCGGGGGACGCUGGUGCGGGCGGCCGUGCGGCGCUACCUGCCGUGGGCGCUGGUGGCCUCCAUGCUGGGGGGCUCCCUCCUCAAGGAGCUCUCGCCGCUGCCCGAAAGCUACCUGAGCAACAAACGCAACGUCCUCAACGUGUAUUUUGUCAAACUGGCCUGGGCCUGGACGUUCUGUCUCCUCCUGCCCUUCAUUGCCCUCACCAACUACCACCUGACAGGCAAGGCCGGCCUGGUCCUGCGGCGGCUGAGCACGCUGCUCGUGGGCACAGCCAUCUGGUACAUCUGCACGUCCCUCUUCUCCAACAUCGAGCACUACACGGGCAACUGCUACCAUUCGCCGGCCCUGGAGGGAAUCAGAAAGGAGUACCAGAGCAAGCAGCAGUGCCACAGGGAAGGAGGCUUUUGGCACGGCUUUGACAUCUCAGGCCACUCCUUCCUGCUGACCUUCUGUGCCCUCAUGAUCGUGGAGGAGAUGUCCGUGCUGCAGGAGGUAAAGACGGACCGAAGCCACAACCUCCAUACCGCCAUCACCACCCUGGUGGUUGCCCUGGGCUUCCUGACUUGCAUCUGGGUACUGAUGUUUCUGUGCACAGCCGUUUAUUUCCACAACUUGUCCCAGAAAGUGUUUGGCACCUUUUUUGGUUUGCUGAGCUGGUAUGGCACGUACGGGUUUUGGUAUCUGAAAUCCUUCUCCCCAGGACUUCCUCCCCAGAGCUCCAGUUUGAAUUCAAAGCAAGACAGUUACAAGAAAUAAGAGAAACAAAAGGGGGGACAGCAGACAGUGGCUGAUAUAUUUUUCAUUUCUUUUGCUUAGUUAUUUGGCUAAAUUAUUGAUCCUACUUCAGAGGGGAAGCUUCCCAGGCGGUUUGGGUGGGUGGUGGUGGAAUCUGGGGAGUGACUUUCGUCCUCAGGCUAUUCUUGGCGAUGUCACCUGUGUCACAAUCACCACCAUCCCCAGUCAGGCACGUUUUGUCCCUGCUAAGACUUGACCUUAAUCUGGAACACCCCUUUUGUCCCUGGAAGGGAGAGCCAAGGCUCAGCGAAAGGACAGGGUCAGCAAAGCCCCGUUGUGUGGCUGAGGGGGAGGCAGAAGCCUCAGGACUCUGCUGCCGUCUCCCUGACUCUAGUUGCCUUUGAUUUUGAUGGCCUCGAAUGCUGUUAUUUAACAGCAUUUCCCUCUGGCCAAUUUCGUAUUAGCAUUUAUUUUUGGCAGGGUUCUUUAUAAAACACCCAAUGCCUGAAACACACUCUCUUGUAGUAUUUGUUUCAUUCGUGGAAUGUUCUAUAUCUCUAUAUCUAUCGCAGCUGGUUCAUGGUAAGCCACCAAAACAGGCCCGUUGAACUGCAGUGCCUCUGCGGCAAGUAUUGGAUGAUUCUUACGGAGUGAACAAUGACAUUUUCUGUCUGUGUUGUCUGUUAUUAUAUGUUGGUUUUUGGAGCAAUAAGGUAAUCUCUUUUUUCUUCUAUUUUGAGUGAAUGCUUUAUAGUUUUAGUGACAACUAUGGCAUUUGUUCUUUGUUGACAAAACUCCUGGAAAUAACUGACAACUCCAGUGCCGCACUUUGGCACACGUAGAUUGUUUUGAGGGCUUUUUUUUCUUUUUUUUUUA
Propithecus coquereli (Coquerel's sifaka) is the source of this 1744-nucleotide messenger RNA. It is a transcript of the gene FITM2, whose product is annotated as fat storage-inducing transmembrane protein 2. The transcript has 2 exons. The record is from RefSeq and is a predicted model, not a curated record. Gene Ontology annotation, biological process: lipid storage; phospholipid biosynthetic process; lipid droplet organization. Gene Ontology annotation, cellular component: endoplasmic reticulum membrane. NCBI's taxonomy places the organism in Eukaryota, Metazoa, Chordata, Mammalia, Primates, Indriidae. The coding region runs from base 89 to 889 and encodes 266 amino acids.